UUCGUUUUCAGGGAACUUGGGCAGGAAGCUUAGCUCUUCUACAGACAACUGGUUUACACUUAUGUUCAAUGUGCUGAAUUUAAGUUUCAUUUUCCGGGAACUUGAGCAAGAGGUGUUACUGGUAGGUCUGGUUUGGAAUGUAGAAUGUCCUGUACAUGUAAGCUAAUACCUGUUGCCAUAGCUUGAGUAAUUCAUUUCGUCGAAACCUGAACAAGCUGAACUUUAAUGCGUUUGGAAGUUCGAAAGGAAAAGUUCUAUCAGACAUUAAACAUAAGCUUAAGCAAAACAGCUAGAAGAAGAAGCAGAAGAAUCAACACCGGCCAAACAUGAGGCUUGUGUUGCUGGGGAAGAAUGAACUGGACAAUGGCCGAGUGGGAAACCUCAUCCUUGGAAGAGAUGCAUUUCAGACUAACCUUGAGGUUUCUGAAGAACUUGUAAGUAAGAGAAUCAUGGGACAGGUGGCGGGAAGACCCAUCACAGUCAUUAACACUCCUGACCUGUUUCAUCCCCAACACACACAACAUGAGCUCUCGGUGGCAGUGAAAGAGUGUGUGGCCCUGUCUGCUCCAGAGCCUCGUGUAUUUCUACUGGUGCUGCAGCAUGACAGCUUCUCAGAGGAGGACAGACACAAAGUGAAAGCCAUACUGAACUUGUUCAGCGAUGAGGCCAUGAACUAUACCAUUGUAAUCACUACUACUGUUAGAAGUGCGCGGCAUAUCUCUACAGCUUAUGCUGUUGAAAAAGAAGACCCUUUAGGCCUGAUCAUACAGGAGUGUAAUAUGAGGCAUCACAUAUUUGAUGUGGUUAACAGAUUUGACAAGAGUCAGGUUCUUAAUCUCUUUAAGAAGAUAGACUUGAUGAUGGAGAAGAAUGAGACAAGACAUCUCACCUGUGAGGAAAUUGGGGUGAUACCAGGGGGCUCAUUACUUCCAAAGACCAAACAGAAAGCAAAAAGAGGAAGAGAGAGUGAUUCUCACAAAGACAAAAAAUGGAAGAAGAAGAGAACUGAGAUUAACGAGAUUUCAGCCAUACAGCAAGCACAAGAAGUCAUGGCACAGGUUCAACACAGACUUGAGAAGAAAAUCAAAAACCAUGCCAAGACCAACAAAGAAUUUAUGAACUUCAUCAGGGACAAUAUGGCAUAUGACAAUAUACAGAAAACCACUAUUGGUGUGUUUGGAAAGACAGGAGAUGGUAAAAGCUCCCUGAUAAAUGCCAUCCUAGAUGAGGAGGAGCUGUUACCGACAGGGACACUCGAUGCCUGUACAUCAGUCAUCAUACAAGUGGAGGCUGGGGCUGAGAAAGACCAGUACACAGCAACUAUUGAAUUCAUCUCAAAAGAGGCCUGGGAAAAUGAGCUAAAGAGCCUUCUAGAUUUUGUAGCAGAACGAAAGGAGAGGGAUGAAACCAUCUGCAAAAUGGCAGAAGACAAAAUCAAAGCACUGUAUGGAAAGAAUGCAACUGGAAAAAGCUUUGAUGAACUCAUGAAGGACGAUCGUUCACCAGUUAUUGCAGCCAUGCUCAGGUCAAAUACUAAAACCAUCUCAAGGUUUCAGGCCUCAGAUCUCUCUGAAGCAAUCAUGCCUUAUAUUCAACAUCAAGAGUCUGAUCUUGGGGGACUCUAUUGGCCAGUAGUGAAGACUGUGAGAAUCAAAGUGCCAGAUCACAAAGGGCUUCUACAGAACAUCGUGCUAGUUGAUCUCCCUGGAAAUGGAGACUGUAAUCAGACCAGAGACGAGAUGUGGAAAUCAACUGAACAAUGAAGAUCUACAAAUCACAGCAGGCA
This is a messenger RNA of Clupea harengus (Atlantic herring), 1786 nucleotides long. RefSeq names its product nuclear GTPase SLIP-GC-like. NCBI's taxonomy places the organism in Eukaryota, Metazoa, Chordata, Actinopteri, Clupeiformes, Clupeidae. Bases 327 to 1763 code for a protein of 478 amino acids. The transcript is spliced from 7 exons. Gene Ontology annotation, molecular function: GTPase activity; GTP binding. The record is from RefSeq and is a predicted model, not a curated record.